Durio zibethinus is the source of this 3925-nucleotide messenger RNA. RefSeq names its product style cell-cycle inhibitor 1. The record is from RefSeq and is a predicted model, not a curated record. NCBI's taxonomy places the organism in Eukaryota, Viridiplantae, Streptophyta, Magnoliopsida, Malvales, Malvaceae.
UUCAGGUUUCUUUAGGGUGGGGUUAUUUUUUAUUUUUAUCUUUGCUUGACCAAAACGUUUUCUUUGACUACCAAAUAGUAUAAAACGCAGCGUUUUUUAUUUCCACGAGGAGACGAAAAAGAAAAAGGAAAAUGGGAAGCGAGAGGAAGGAAAAGAAGAGCAAGGAAAGGAAGAGCAAGAAGAGAUCAACUUACUCUUCUUCUGCCUCCGAAGAUGAAGGAAGGGAAAAAAGGCAAAGGAGAGGAGAGGAAGAGGAAAGGAAAAGCAGGAAGAAGAAUGAUAGGAGAGAGAAAAGGAAAGACAAGAAACCUCACAACCACUCUUCUGAUAAAGAGAAGAAGUCAAAGGAGAAGCACAGAAGUAAACAUCACAAAGAUUACCGCCACUCUAAACAUGGGUUCCUAGAAUUAUCCAAUGAUGACUAUUUUUCUAAGAACAAUGAAUUCGCUACCUGGCUGAAAGAAGAGAAACAUGUGUUUUUCUCCAAUCUUUCGUCUGAGUCUGCUCGGGAAUUAUUCUCAGACUUUGUUAAAGACUGGAAUAACCAGAAGCUCGGAUCUCAGUACUAUGAAGGCAUUGCAACUGGGCCACGGACUGCGCAUAACUGGAAAAUCAAACAGCUGGCUAUUUGUUGCAGAAACCUUCUCAAAGCCAAACUUCCAGUACUCCCCACUGCUCUCUACAACCUUCCUUCGCGAACCCACUUCAAACUUCACGUCAUCUCCUCAAUCCAAUGGCCAGAAAAAGAAGAAGAAAAACCCGGAAGUCAUGCCACCAUUGCCCUCUCAAACCACCCUAACCCCGAAAUCUCUUGCUUUUAUCAAAAGGGUUUCUCUCAAAUCACCCAAGAAACCACUGGCAAAGCCUUACAUGCGCUUUGCAUCAAAGGUUUAGUCCCUUUAAGCGUGUUUCUUACAAAUACAUUGAUUAAUAUGUACUCAAAGUUUGGCCUUGUUGAUUACGCUCGUUACCUGUUCGAUAAUUUGUCUGUUAGAAAUGAUGCUUCUUGGAACACUAUGAUGUCGGGGCUUGUUCGAGUUGGUUUAUAUGGGGACGUGAUGUUUUUGUUUCGUGAAAUGCAGAGUUUUGGUGUCAGGCCUUCGGGGUUUCUUGUUUCAAGCUUGAUAACUGCUUGUGAUAGGUCGGGUUGUAUGUUUAGUGAAGGGAUUCAAGUUCAUGGUUUUGUUGUUAAAGUUGGUUUGUUAUGUGAUGUGUUUGUGGGAACUUGUUUGCUGCAUUUUUAUGGAGCUUACAAGAGAGUUUUUGAUGAGCAAAGGCUCUUCGAGGAGAUGCCCGAGAGGAAUGUAGUCUCCUGGACUUCAUUGAUGUUUGGAUAUUUAGAUAGUGGAGAUUUGGAGAAUGUUAUAUAUUUAUAUCGGGAAAUGAUGAAAGAAGAGGUUAGUUGUAAUGAGAACACAUUUGCUACCGUGAUAACUGCUUGUACGUUGCUUGAAGAUGAAUUAUUGGGUCAUAAAGUUCUUGGUCAUGUUGUAAAGUCUGGUUUUGAAAAUAAAGUUUCUGUUGCUAAUUCUCUCAUAUCUAUGUUUGGUAGUUUAGGGAGACUAAAAGAGGCCUGUUAUGUUUUUAGUUGCAUGAAUGAAUGUGACACGAUCUCUUGGAACUCAAUAAUUUCUGCACAUGUUCAGAAUGGACUUUGUGGGGAGUCAAUGAGAUUUUUUCAUCUGAUGCGUCAUGUUCAUAAGAAAAUAAAUUCUACUACUCUUGCAACUUUGCUUUCUGCCUGCAGUUCCGUAGAUAAUUUAAAAUGGGGACAAGGAAUGCAUGGUCUAGUCUUUAGGUUGGGACUGGAUUCAAACGUUUGUAUAUGCAAUUCACUUUUAGGUAUGUAUUAUGAAGCUGGAAGGUUGGAUGAUGCAGAAUUUGUCUUUAAAGAAAUGUUGGAGACGGAUUUAAUUUCUUGGAAUUCCAUGAUGACCUGCUAUGUUAGAGACGGGAGGAGCCUAGAUGCCUUAAAAUUAUUGAUCAAAAUGCUUCAAAUGAAAAAGGCAAUUAGCUAUGUGACUUUUACGAGUGCAUUGGCAGCUUGCUCUAACUCUGAGUUUAUUGAUGAAGGGAAGAUAGUGCAUGCUCUUGUAAUUCUGUCAGGUAUGCAUGAGAACGUGGUUGUUGGAAAUGCAUCAGUGACUAUGUAUGCAAAGUCUGGUUUGAUGGUUGAAGCAAAAAAGGUUUUCCAGAUGAUGCCCAAGCGAAACAAAGUCACUUGGAAUGCCCUCAUCGGUGGCCAUGCAGAAAAUGAAGAACCAGAUGAGGCAGUAAAAGCCUUUCAGUUUAUGAGAGAAGAAGGUAUAAAAACAGACUACAUUACAAUAUCAAAUGUUCUAGGUGCUUGCAUGACCCCUAAUGAUUUACUGAAAUACGGGAGGCCCAUCCAUUCACAUAUUGUUUCAACAGGAUUUGAAUCAAACAAAUAUGUGCAGAAUUCCCUUAUCACAAUGUAUGCCAAGUGUGGUGAUCUCCAAUCAAGUAACUAUAUCUUUGAUGGAUUGCCUCAUAAGAACUCUGUCUCAUGGAAUGCAAUUAUUGCAGCAAAUGCUUAUCAUCAUCUUGAGGAAGAGGUCUUAAAAGUUAUUGUGAAGAUGAGAAGUGCUGGUAUAGAUAUAGAUCAAUUCAGCUUCUCUGAAGGUCUUGCUGCUACCGCUAAGUUGGCUGCCUUGGAGGAAGGCCAACAACUCCACUGUCUUGCAGUUAAACUUGGAUUUGACUCAGAUGAUUUUGUUACUAAUGCUGCAAUGGAUAUGUAUGGAAAAUGUGGGGAAAUGGACGAUGUAUUAAGAAUACUUCCCCAACCAUUCAAUAGAUCUCGAUUAACAUGGAACAUAUUAAUAUCAGCUUUUGCCAGACAUGGGCAUUUCCAAAAGGCAAGAGAAACUUUCAAUGAAAUGCUGGAAAUGGGGCAGAAGCCUGACCAUGUAACCUUUGUCUCUCUUCUUUCUGCUUGCAAUCAUGGGGGCCUGGUGGAUGAGGGUCUUACAUAUUAUACUAAAAUGAGCAAAGAGUUUAAUGUCCCACCAGGAAAAGAGCAUUGUGUAUGUAUAAUUGAUCUUCUUGGACGAUCAGGAAGGCUUGUUGAGGCUGAAACUUUUAUCAACGAAAUGCCUGUCCCGCCAGAUGAUCUUUUCUGGCGGAGCUUGUUGGGUUCAUGUAAAAUCCAUGGCAAUUUGGAGCUUGCGAAGAAAGCUGCAGAACAUCUUUUUGAGUUGGACCCAUCAGAUGACUCGGCUUAUGUUCUAUAUUCUAAUAUUUGUGCAACUACUGGGAAAUGGGAUGAUGUAGAGGAUGUAAGGAGACAAAUGGGGUCAUACAACAUAAAGAAGAAACCUGCAUGCAGUUGGGUGAAGUUGAAGAACCAGGUGGGAUUGUUUGGAAUGGGGGAUCAAACACAUCCUCAGGCCAAUGAAAUAUAUGCAAAGUUGGGAGAGCUUAAGAAGAUGAUUAAAGAAGCAGGUUAUGUUCCUGAUACCAGCUAUGCAUUGCAAGAUACAGAUGAAGAACAAAAAGAGCAUAAUCUUUGGAACCACAGUGAGAGACUAGCCCUUGCAUUUGGAUUAUUAAAUACUCCAGAUGGUUCAACCAUUAGAGUGUUCAAGAACCUUCGUGUUUGUGGUGAUUGCCAUUCUUUUUACAAGUUUGUCAGCGGAAUUAUCAGCCGAAAAAUUUUAUUGAGGGAUCCUUACCGGUUCCACCAUUUUAGUGGUGGCCAAUGUUCUUGUUCUGAUUACUGGUGAGUGGUAAGAAUAGCUAUUUUUGAGCUCUAAGCAGGAUCUUAUAACAGGAAUAGCAAGUAAAUGUGCUGCUUCUUUAUAGAAUACAUCCUCUUGCUACAUCCUUAACUUUUUUUUCUUUACAAAUUAGAUCACAGCUUGGGAAUAAGAGAAAGGUUGCCGCAAUUACUAUUAGAAAUUUU